GCAGCAUUGGAGUCUUUUUAGGAAUGUGGAGGUGGUUAUGAUAAAUGGCUUGUCACCGUGGGGGAAUAAUCACUUGAUCCCUCGUGGGUCUUUAAGAGAACCACUUGAUGCCCUUUGUAGAGCUCAUAUUGGAGUUAUUCAUCAUGCUGAUUUGGUUUCUAGUACACGGUUGAAGAACAUUGUGUCGACGGUGCAGAAAAUUCAUCCAUCACUCCCUAUCUUCUUCUCCAGGUUGUCCCCCAUGUUUCUUUUUGAAGUCAAGAAUCCUCAUUCCAAACUACCACUAGCUCUGGCGAUUAAUAUGGUCAUAUUAUGUGUUUCUGCAAUUGGUUUUCCAGAGGCCUUUAUAAGGGGAAUUGAGGAGCUUGGGCCGUUGCAUGUUGAUAGAUUAGACUUCAGUGAUCACCAUUCUAUUGAACUAAAUGAUAUCAAUCUCAUCAGAAAAAUCCUCAGGCGUCUACAGAUUAGAUUUGGCGUCGAAGUUAUUGUACUCAUCACAGAGAAGGAUUAUGAUCGUGACCCUAAUAUUCUGAGAGAGGUUGAUGAUUUCCAAAUCAUGGUCCUUUGUUCUUCACUACAAAUCAUGCCUUUUGAGGAUCGAACAGAAGAGGAUUUCAGAAUGAAUCUGAAGAAGCUUCUGCUUUCAACCUGAGUAUGGUAUGAGAUGCUCGUUUCGUGUUUUGCCGAAUUUAAGAUUCAGCUUUUUUAUUGAUUUUUAAAGCAGUUUUUUAGUAUAAAAUUUUUUGUACUAAUAAGCUAUUUAAAACAAACAGUAAGAAAGUAAUCCCAAACGAAAACCUAAGAGAGCAAACGAGAAACACACGUGGCCCUACUUUUUUUUUUUUUUUGAUUGGAAAAUCAACUAAAAUUAUAACAUGUUUAUAAUUUGUUCUUGGAUUUUUAUUAUAAUUUUGUGAGCAAUGAACGUUUGUAUUAUGUAAAUAAUAAGCGAAGUCCUAAAACAAUUAAUUUC
Messenger RNA from Dendrobium catenatum, 973 nucleotides. RefSeq names its product probable tetraacyldisaccharide 4'-kinase, mitochondrial. NCBI's taxonomy places the organism in Eukaryota, Viridiplantae, Streptophyta, Magnoliopsida, Asparagales, Orchidaceae. Gene Ontology annotation, molecular function: ATP binding; lipid-A 4'-kinase activity. The record is from RefSeq and is a predicted model, not a curated record. Gene Ontology annotation, biological process: lipid A biosynthetic process.